Molecule: messenger RNA, 1482 nt
Organism: Aspergillus caelatus
Lineage: Eukaryota; Fungi; Ascomycota; Eurotiomycetes; Eurotiales; Aspergillaceae
Product: MFS transporter
Exons: 2
Coding region: 1-1482 (493 amino acids)
Biological process (GO): transmembrane transport
Cellular component (GO): membrane
Molecular function (GO): transmembrane transporter activity
Source: RefSeq, a predicted model, not a curated record
AUGUCGGACGAGCUGAGGCCUGUACCUUCGGCCCACUCUAUCGCAGAUGGUUUCUCUCCGCUCCGCGAGGUUGCCUUCAUCAUCAUUGUUUGCAUGUCGCAGUUCAUCACGCAGGCAAACAUAGGUGUGUGCGUGGCGACACUCGAUAUAGUUGGGGACAGCUUCCAAAUCACUGAACCAGGUGUUCUGUCCUGGUUUAUUGCUGGCUAUUCGUUGACCGUGGGUACUUUCAUCUUGGUUUUUGGCCGCUUUGGCGAUGUCUUCGGCUACCACCGAAUGUUCCUGGUUGGUUACAUCUGGCUUGCAAUCUGGUCCCUAGUUGCAGGUCUCAGCGUUUAUUGCAACCAUGUACUAUUCAUUUUUGCCCGAGUCCUGCAGGGCCUGGGCCCAGCCAUGCUGCUCCCCAACGGUCUGGCUGUGCUGGGGGCAACCUACGCACCCGGAAAGAAAAAGAACAUGAUCUUCGCUAUCUUCGGCGCAACUGCCCCCAAUGGUGCAAUCCUGGGCGCAGUAUUCUCGUCACUCUUUUCCCAGCUAGCCUGGUGGCCAUGGACAUACUGGACCAUGGCGAUUGUCUCCGUGGUGUGUGCGCUUUUGGGCAGCAUAGUAAUCGCACCCGUCCAGCAUUCGGAUUUCAAGCAGUACACCUUCCUCCAACUCCUCAAGACCUUAGACGUGUUCGCAUCAUCCCUGGGAAUCGCGGGACUGGUCUUGAUCAAUGUUGCCUGGAACCAAGCCCCCAUUGUUGGCUGGAGCACGCCGUACGUGUACGUACUUCUCAUCAUCGGAAUUCUGCUUCUCGCCGCCUUCUUCGUCGCGGAGCUUCACUACUCAGAGAACCCACUCGUCCCCAUGAGAGCGUUCACGUCAGAUGUCUUAUACGUCCUGGGCUGCAUCGCCUGCGGCUGGGGUUCUUUUGGUAUAUGGGUCUACUACUUCUGGAGAUUCCAAGCACAGUUCCGCGGUGUAUCCCCCCUACUUGGAUCGGCAGAGUUCACUCCUCCUGGCAUUGUGGGAUGCCUAGCCUGUUUCACCACAGGGUAUCUGAUGAGUCGAGUCCGCCCCGGAUGGAUCAUGCUCGCAUCUAUGACCUGUUUCACAGUGGGAAAUAUUUUCUUGGCCAUUGCGCCCGUGCACCAAACCUACUGGGCUCUCACCUUUGUUUGUCUCUUGGUUAUCCCGUGGGGAAUGGAUAUGUCAUUUCCAGCGGCCACGUUGAUGCUCUCUAACGCGUCGAGCAGAGAGCACCAGGGUGUUGCUGCGUCGCUUGUCACCACGGUCGUGAAUUAUAGUAUCUCGCUCAGUCUGGGCUUUGCUGGAACAGUUGAAGUACACGUUAUUAAUGGAGGGCAGACGCCUAGUGAUGUGUUGAAGGGUUACCGUGGUUGUAUGUAUCUGGCCAUUGGACUGGGUAGUCUUGGUAUGGCGCUUAGUGCGUUGUAUACGUUCCGGAGCAGGGUAUCUACGUCCAAAAGGGUCUAG